Molecule: messenger RNA, 1249 nt
Organism: Caenorhabditis elegans
Lineage: Eukaryota; Metazoa; Nematoda; Chromadorea; Rhabditida; Rhabditidae
Gene: C01G6.9
Product: Golgi apparatus protein 1
Exons: 7
Coding region: 66-1169 (367 amino acids)
Source: RefSeq, marked reviewed
AACGGAAUUGAUAACGGAUUGGGUUAUUUCAUUUCAUGAAAAAGUUCACACAUUUUAGAUAAACGAUGAUUAUUUUGAAAAUUGCAGCCUUUUUUUUAUGCUUAAAGUUUGGAGUUUCGAGUAGACCUCUAGAACUCCAAUUUGUAUGUGAUUCUUAUCAUGAGUGCCUUGAUGAAAAAUCUCAAUUGAUUCAAAUGUGUAAUGAAAAAUCCCGCAAAUGGGAUCAGAAAUGUGCUCAGAAAAUGAAGAGUGACUUUAAUGGAAUUGUGAAGUAUGAGGAACUGAUCCGAAUUGAGCUGAAUCAGUGCAUUAAUGAAGAUUUGAAGGGAAGAAAUCAAUCUUAUAUCGAAAGUAAGGAUAAGAAUCGCUUCUGUGCUGAAUAUCUAUUCAAUCGUCAAAACACUGAUGGGGACUGUGCAAUUCGAAUUGCUCGUCUACAAAAUCGAUGUGACGCUAUCCGAAGAUGUUGUGAGCCAGCUGUGAGAUGCGAGCAGCAAGCAAUGUAUAGUGAAAAUGGAAGAACUUUGAGUGGAUUAAAAGAAGAAGUUGUAAUUAAAAUGGCAGAAUGUGCUCAACAUGAAGAGGAAAUCCGUCCUCACAAACCAGAAGAUUCGAAUUCACCGAAAAAGCAAAGAAAAAUUAAAAUCAUAGAAUCUCCACCAUUCUCCCUAUGUCUGAAAUAUCUUCAAUGCCAAAAAGAUGCUCAUCAGAUGCGAGUUAAUUGCUCAAAAACUUCAAAUGCCCACUCCAUCGACGGCCUGGAUUCAGAUGAUCUGUCAAGUUCAACGUGGCAAAAUUGUAAAAGCUCGUUGGAAGAAGACUUUUAUUUGAUGAACCAACGAAGAGAAGAAGCUUUUGCAUAUUUGGAUAAAUGUGUACCGAUUGCAAAUGUUACUCGUGAAUUUAUGAUAACUGAUCGAGUUUGUAGAGCAAGUACACUAAAAGAUAAGAAGCCAAGAAAAGAUCUUUUGAACUGUCAUUUUGAAGUUUCAAGAAAACGAAAAGAGUGUGCCCUGCUAAGAGAUUGUUGUGUUCAGGCGGAUGUAUGUGAACGGAGUGCUCUAUAUGCGGUGAUUUCCGACGAAUAUUUGCUCAGACGAACUCAACUUCGUGAAACUUUGGAUUCUUGUAUGAAUGAAGCAACUGACAAUGGGAAUCUAGUCGUUUAAACUAUCUUCUAUGAAAUUAUACUUCUUGUAAAAAUGUAUAUUACGUAAUAAAUUACACUUCAAUGUGAGAAGUAUUUUUU